CCUCCUGUCCCCUUCUUUCAGAAUAUUUUGAUUGACGCCUGCGUGUUGGACUCUGAUUCGGGGCUUUUGCAGCAGGCUUGUGACAUUACUGGCGGUAUCUACCUGAAAGUCCCCCAUAUGCCUUCUCUUCUGCAGUAUUUGCUGUGGGUGUAUCUGCCCGACCAAGAACAGAGAUCUCGGCUCAUCCUUCCACCUCCUGUCCAUGUCGACUACCGGGCAGCUUGUUUCUGCCACAGGAAUCUCAUCGAAAUUGGUUACGUCUGCUCCGUGUGCCUGUCAAUAUUCUGCAGCUUCAGCCCAAUUUGCACCACUUGCGAGUAAGUGUCUGACAGAGAUCUCUUUGAAAACUAAGCAAGGUGCUAGUCCUCACUGGUGCUGGGAGAGGUUUAGAAACAAGUUGGCUUGACU
Molecule: messenger RNA, 408 nt
Organism: Pogona vitticeps (central bearded dragon)
Lineage: Eukaryota; Metazoa; Chordata; Lepidosauria; Squamata; Agamidae
Source: RefSeq, a predicted model, not a curated record